GUUAUACCAUAACAACUUGACGAUAGGCCAGAUAACAACACACACAUACACACCCUAUCUGCUCAUUGGCUGCAGAUUGUCUUCGCAGUCAGGUGGAGUCGUGCGUCCUCGUGCGUCCUGGUGAUCAGAGGUCUCCGAGGACAAAACCCCGGUGCGCUGUUGCUGCUGCAAGUAUCUCACAGCUCGACGCCGACUGAUCUAUUGAAGGGAUGGCGAACUCUAACAGACCUACUACCGACAUUAGGCACGUCUACAGGGGAACAUUUGUCCACUCGACACAGCAAGCACCGCUGCAGAUCCUGGAAGAUGCGCUCCUGGGAGUGGAUACAGAAGGAAAGAUUGCCUUCAUUGGGAAGGGCACAGAGUUUGACAGACUGUCUCAGACUUUUGGAUUCAGUCCGCCUGAAAUUACUCAACUUGAACAACAUGAGUUCUUCAUGCCGGGUAUGGUGGACACCCACAUCCAUGCAUCCCAGUACAGCUACGCCGGCACAGCCCUGGACAUGCCCUUACUGCAGUGGCUCAAUACCUACACCUUUCCUGUUGAGUCACGCUUCAAGGACUUAGGGUUUGCCCACAGAGUCUACACCCAAGUAGUGAAAAGGACUUUGAGAAACGGAACAACCACUGCAUGUUACUUUGCUACCAUACAUACAGAUGCCUCUCUCCUGUUGGGCCAGAUUGCAAAUGACUUUGGACAGCGUGCCUUGGUGGGCAAAGUUUGUAUGGACAGGAACAAUUCUGUGAAACAUUACAAAGAGACAAAUCAGGAGUCUCAAGAGGAAACCUGUCGGUUCAUUGCAGAGCUCUUGGGCAAAAAGUACCCUCUUGUGAAGCCAGUGGUGACCCCCCGCUUCGCUCCAUCCUGCACAGGAGCCUUGCUGGGACAGCUGGGAGAAAUCGCUAAGAAUAACAACCUGCACAUUCAGAGUCAUAUCAGUGAAAACGCUGAGGAAGUAAAGCUUGUAAAGGAGCUGUUUCCUGAGUCUGAGUCUUACACCGACGUAUAUCACAAAUACAACCUGCUUACUGACAAGACCGUGAUGGCCCAUGGCUGCUACCUCAGUGAUGAAGAGUUGGCUUUGUUCAGAGAGACAGGAGCUUCUUUGUCUCACUGCCCCAAUUCCAACAUUUCGUUGUGCAGUGGAGUGUUGAAUGUCCGCAACGUCCUGAAACACAAAGUGAAACUGGGGCUGGGAACAGAUGUGGCAGGUGGCUACUCGGCCUCUAUGCUGGAUGCUGUGAGGAGAGCUCUGGACUCAUCCAAAGUCUUGACCAUCCAGGACCCAGAAUACGACACACUCUCCUUUGAGGAGGUGUUCAGACUGGCCACACUGGGAGGCAGCCAAGCUUUGUCCCUGGAUGACCAAACGGGGAACUUUGAAGUGGGCAAAGACUUCGAUGCCCUGAGAGUGAAUGUAGCUGCUCCUGGUGGACCCAUUGACCUGAUCCAGUGUGAUGGGCCAAAGAUUCUUUUGGAAAAGUUCUUGAAUUUGGGUGAUGAUCGCAACAUAGUUGAGGUGUUUGUGGCCGGGAAGAAGGUGGUGCCAUUCACAGAGUAAACAUUUCAGUCGUCCACACACCUUCACUCAUCUCACGGCUCAAAACCCCACCAGGAAAGUCAGCUUGAAGAGGAUUUUAACUGCUAAAAUACAUGUAUAUCUGAGAAGAAUGACUAGCUGGAAACACCCUAUUGCUGCACAACUGUCCUUUAAUGCUAAGACAAAUAAGUUGGGAAUUAAUGAUCACCAUAAACAUUUUACUGUGAAAUCUAGAGGGCAGAACAUGGUACAGUAUGUGCUAUUAAUGAGGUUCAGUAUGGUUCAUGCAAGACUGUGGUCAGCUGAGCUAAGUCUUUAAGGAUGAUGGGCCUCAAAACAGGAAAUAAGGAACCUUUUAAUGGCCGAGAACAUUGCGUACUAAAACAUAUUUGUACAUCAACAAGCCACUUUUUAUGUUCUGUUUGUUCUGGUACACACUGUUGUACACUUUUUUUGGUUUUAUUAACUUACACUGCUUACUUAAACUUACCUAAACUAACACAUAUACAAGUACUGAUGAUGGUAGCCUCUGUAGUGUGUUGUUAACAACAACAUAUUUUCCAUUUAAUGAUGAUAUCAUGCUGUGUUACCUCAAGACAUUUAAACUGGACAAUUGUUCAUAAAGUUAAGUGAUGUAUUACCAUAUAGGACUUUGCGCUGUAGCUGCAGUGCCUGGACUGAGUACGGCUUGAUGGUCACAUUUUCAUAUUUGUGUGAGCAGAAAUUGCUUUAUGAUCAGAAGACUGGGAUUGACUUGAGUUAUAAUCAUAACCCAUUCAGCUUUCACGCUGUACACUCCACUCAGGUAUUUUAAAUGGCAAUGGUACAUGAUUACAGUAUAUUAUAGUAUUUUAUAGUUAUAUUCGCUGGACUUUGUUUCAGUUUGACUAAUUUUUCUCUUUUACAGUUUACAUCAGAUUGCAGCGCUCCGUGUGGUGAAUUGACCAUUCCACUUACUGGAAAGUGAAAUUAUAGGCUACUUAACCCGGUGCCUUAUUAUCAAAAUCAGUUAUGUUUCAUUAGUUCAAAUGGUUUUACUGAAAUGGUUGAUUUUAUUAUCGAACCUAAUGAAAUAUACUAUAUACUUAUUACAUAUAUAUAUAUUGCAAACUGUCUUAUGAAUGUUUGGAAAUGAAGGGAAAUUAAAUGGAUUGACUGCUGAAUAUGUGUUGUCUUCAUAAAUUAGAUUGUAUUUAAGGCAAGUUUACUUUUUUACUGAAAUAUACCUUAUUUUUAUCACAACAUAUGACAUAUGACAACAAAUGUUUAUAUGUUCAAGAACUCUUUGAACUGUUUGAUGACUGUUUUGUCCGAUCAUGAGAGCUUGAAAUAAAUAAU
Messenger RNA from Morone saxatilis (striped sea-bass), 2879 nucleotides. RefSeq names its product guanine deaminase (gene gda). Lineage: Eukaryota; Metazoa; Chordata; Actinopteri; Moronidae. Bases 210 to 1562 code for a protein of 450 amino acids. Gene Ontology annotation, biological process: guanine catabolic process. The transcript has 14 exons. The record is from RefSeq and is a predicted model, not a curated record. Gene Ontology annotation, cellular component: cytosol. Gene Ontology annotation, molecular function: guanine deaminase activity; zinc ion binding.